AUGCCCACCCCCGAGUCCGCGGCCUUCCUGGCCAAGAAACCCAAGGUCCCUCCUACCUUUGACGGCGUCGACUACGAUGACAACAAAGCAUUGAAGGCUGCACAGGACGCUAUUGUCCGCGAACAAUGGGUGCAGGUCAUGAUGGGACGACUGGUGCGGGAGGAGCUCAGCAAAUGCUACUACCGGGAGGGAGUCAACCAUCUCGAGAAGUGCGGUCAUCUCAGAGAAAAGUAUCUCUCGAUGCUCGGGACUCACCGAGUGCGUGGAUACCUCUUUGAGCAACAGAACUACCUUGACGCGCGACAGCUGCACCAGCCGGUCGAGCCGAAGAAGCAAUGA
Messenger RNA from Pseudomassariella vexata, 339 nucleotides. RefSeq names its product NADH-ubiquinone oxidoreductase. The coding region runs from base 1 to 339 and encodes 112 amino acids. The record is from RefSeq and is a predicted model, not a curated record. Lineage: Eukaryota; Fungi; Ascomycota; Sordariomycetes; Amphisphaeriales; Pseudomassariaceae. The transcript has 2 exons.